Didymella exigua CBS 183.55 is the source of this 951-nucleotide messenger RNA. Its product is annotated as S-adenosyl-L-methionine-dependent methyltransferase. NCBI's taxonomy places the organism in Eukaryota, Fungi, Ascomycota, Dothideomycetes, Pleosporales, Didymellaceae. The record is from RefSeq and is a predicted model, not a curated record. The transcript is spliced from 2 exons. The coding region runs from base 1 to 951 and encodes 316 amino acids.
AUGUCCGUAGCAGAACUUAACCGGAAGUACUUUGAUGCGAUAUCUGAUUCCUACGAUACCAAGCCGUGGUUCGCAACAGUCAACACCCAAGUUGCUGAUGAACUCCGCGGGAGACUGGACUGGAUCGGCAUUCCUUUCGCCAACACUGGCUUCAACACCGAUGCUUCGGAAGUUCGUCUCUUGGACUACGCAUGCGGCACUGGAGUGAUGACACGCACAUUCGGGCCUUAUGUCACGAAGACGCUCGGUGUCGAUAUCUCUCCCAACAUGGUCGCAACGUACAACUCCCGCGCGUCGACUGCUGGUCUAUCAAAGGAGAUGGUGAAUGCAGUUGUCGGUGACCUUUUCGAGAAGUCAAAUCCCAUGCCUGAAGAGCUCAACGGAAAGCAAUGGUGGGACUUUGACCUCGCCGUCGUCGGGUUCGGAUUCCACCACUUUGAAGACGUGGUCUAUGCUGCGAAGCAGCUGAAAGAGCGCUUGCGACCAGGCGGUGCACUGGUCAUCAACGACUUCCUCGAGGGUGGUGAUCUGCUCGCUGACGAGGACGGCAACCCUGUUGAAGGCAGCAGGGGUAAUCACGCAAUACACAAGCAUGAUCAUGGUCGCGGCCACAACGGUCACGGUCACAAACACGAGCAUUCCGACGAGAAAGCUCACAAUGGCCAUACCCGGAACCAUGCACACGAGCAUGAGCACAAGCACGACAACAGGAACGGGGACUUCACGAACCCCAGCCCAGAGUUACGCAAGAAGAUGGCCGACUCCAUUGUCGUUCCGCAUUUCACAAUUGACGGUGUGAAAGAAAUAUUUACUACAGCUGGAUUCGUAGAUGUCGAUGUUGUCACGUUGAAAGAGCGAUCGUACAUGGAGUUCAGCGGCAAGAAGCUGUGGCGGACAAUUUUGAUCGCCAAGGGGCGCAGGCCAGAGAGUGGCGCGAAGAGCGAGCUGUAG